CUCGGUAAGCCACAACGUGGUUGUAUCAGUUCUGCCAGGGCUGCUGAGAGUUUCACAAACUCCUCUACCAAAGGCAUUGCAGAAAUCUGACAUCAGCAACCAGAUAGAUACCAAUGGAUUAUUUUGAUAAUGAUGACCUCAACAACUUUUUCACUGAAUCCAAUUACACGGGAUACGAAGGACAAGUCGUAACCGGAGAGGUUGCUUUAUGCAAGAAAAGCGAUGUGCUCCAGUUCGGAGCAGCAUUUCUCCCAGCCUUCUACUACACUAACUUCUUGCUGAGCUUGGUUGGAAAUGGACUGGUGCUGUGCAUCAUCUACAAAUAUGAGAAGCUCAGCACGGUUACCAACAUAUUCUUGCUCAACCUCGUCAUUUCAGACCUCAUCUUCGCCUCUAGCCUCCCUUUCUGGGCAGUCUACCACAAAUCUGAAUGGAUCUUUGGCAGAGGCCUUUGCAAGUUGGUGGGAAGCUGUUAUUCCAUCGGCUUCAACAGCUCCAUCCUCUUCCUCACCCUCAUGACCUUUGACCGCUACCUUGCGGUGGUCCACGCCAUCUCUGCAGCCCAGAGCAGAAGGACGGCGUACGCGUUUGCGUCAUCCGCCGUUAUCUGGGUGCUCAGUAUUUUGGCUAGUAUAAAGGAUAUAGUUUUUCACGAUGUGAUGAACGGUGGAGACGGUUUGCUGUGCGAAAUGACUGGUUACCACCAGAUUUUCCUCACAAAAUGGGAGCUGAUUGGUUAUUAUCAGCAGUUUUUCCUCUUCUUCUUGGUGCCUCUGGUUAUCGUCCUGUACUGCUACAUCUGCAUAACCAUCAGGAUCAUGUCCACUCGCAUGACGGAGAAGUGCAGGGCGGUCAAACUCAUCUUUAUCAUCGUCUUUACCUUCUUCAUCUGCUGGACGCCUUACAACGUGGUCAUCCUGUUGAAAGCCAUCAAGAUGUCCUUUGGAGAGCAGAACAAUUGCUCAAACGCCCUCGACUAUGCGCUGUACGUCACACGAAACUUUGCCUACCUGUACUGCUGCAUCAGCCCUGUCUUCUACACUUUUUUGGGGAAGAAGUUUCAAAACCAUUUUCUGAAGCUUUUGUCCAAGCGUAUACCGUGUCUGAAGAUCGAUGUUGCCAUGCUGUCAACAACCAGUAAAACCACAUCAAUCAGGAGCCCAAACACUGACUACUGAGCAUUUAUGGGACUAACAAGACUGGUUUGUAUGUGUGAAAUGCAAUUGUUGAGAAAUGUAUUGUUAGCAGGACAGAAGUAUGAGCACCAAGAUAAAAGAAAAACUAAGAAUCCAAAAUGUAAUGUUCAGUAAUUUUUCAUUCAAUGCAUAUUAAUGACGAGUAUAUGUCU
This is a messenger RNA of Sinocyclocheilus rhinocerous, 1348 nucleotides long. RefSeq names its product C-C chemokine receptor type 4-like. The record is from RefSeq and is a predicted model, not a curated record. The transcript is spliced from 2 exons. Lineage: Eukaryota; Metazoa; Chordata; Actinopteri; Cypriniformes; Cyprinidae. Bases 114 to 1178 code for a protein of 354 amino acids. Gene Ontology annotation, cellular component: membrane; external side of plasma membrane. Gene Ontology annotation, biological process: cell chemotaxis; positive regulation of cytosolic calcium ion concentration; calcium-mediated signaling. Gene Ontology annotation, molecular function: C-C chemokine binding; C-C chemokine receptor activity.